Macrosiphum euphorbiae (potato aphid) is the source of this 891-nucleotide messenger RNA. NCBI's taxonomy places the organism in Eukaryota, Metazoa, Arthropoda, Insecta, Hemiptera, Aphididae. The record is from the annotation of a GenBank genome assembly.
AUGGUCACCACAAGUAUCACCAACGUAAUCACAUCAACGACGUGUGCUAACACAAACAGCAGAGAACCAAACCAUCCCAUACCCGGACACUGGGAAAACCAGAACCACCGAGUGGGUUUCUCCAACACGGAGAACACAAUAACCAAUGGCCCAUAUACCGUAACGUACGGGGAAAACCACACACAAAGGGAUAAUACCCACCAAACAAUGAUACGGGACUGGCCGGAGGAGUCGAACCUAUUACCACGCGAAAACCUGCAGGCAGCAAAAGACGCGCUGCCCGAAUACUCGGGGAAAAAAGAAGAGGACCCCACACGCUUCCUGAACACAUCAAGGGACGUGCUCUUAGAAGCAAAAAUACCACGACAACGAUGGGUAAAAGUACUGGCUUCACAACUCAAAGGAGAUGCUGGAACAUGGUGGGGGAGAAUAAGAGCGAUCGACCCCACAUGGGAAGAAUUUCACAGGGAAUUCACCAACAAGUUCAACGGACCACAAGUCAGAGCGAAACUGCAUACAGAAUUGAUGGGGUGGAAACAAUACUAUGGACAACCUACGGGGGACUUUGUAUUACAAAAAAUCCAACUAUUCCGAAGACUGAAUACUGGACUGGACGAGGAGAAUGCAGUGGAGACCAUCAUACAACUAAUGAGACCAGAACAUCAGAACCUAAUAAGGGUGCAAAAACCAAAAACAUUUAUGGAACUCAACGAAGCAACAUACACGGUCACAGACCAAACCCAGACAAAAGGGAAAUCACACUGGGAUAAAACUGAAACCGCAAAACCGGAGUUAAGCACACCACAACAAAACAGGCAAAGAGAAUUCUGGAAUACCACGAAGUCGGGAAACGGGAAAAUGGUCGGGGAAAACCCACCGACCAAAAAAUAA